CAACACAAUAAAACGGAAAUAAUGACGUCAGGAGCGAAAAGUAGUAGGUAAAUGGUAAAUCUGAAACUUGAAACUAGAGCAGUGAGCAUUUGCCAAAAAAAAAGGUCGUAUAUUAUUUUAUUGCAAGUUAAUGGAAAUACUUAAACACUAAACGGCACUACUAUCAAGUAAUAAUAUUUUAAAUUGAAAAAUAAACUGAGUAAAACAACUAUCUGAAUUUUUUUUGACAAGGUGAAUCUGUCAAAAUAAUAAGAUGUCAGAUUUUGGACCAAUCCAAUUGAAAUGGGACCCAAAAAAUUUGGAAAUUCGUACGAUGUCGGUGGAAAAAACACUGGAGCCUUUAGUACUCCAGGUGACGACGCUGGUAAAUACCAAGGGACCGAGUAAGAAGAAAAAAGGUAAAUCAAAACGUGCUAGCGCUCUUGUUGGAACUGUCGAGAAAGCGACAGCUAAUUUUAUAGAACGUGGGGAACAAAUAGCGUAUGAGAAUCCGGAUAUUACUGCGGAGAUGCUUUGUGCUGUUGAAGAAGUUCGUAAAACUGGAGCUGCUAUGAGUAUUGCGGCACGUGAAUUCUCAGAGGAUCCAUGCUCAUCAUUGAAACGCGGUAACAUGGUACGAGCUGCGCGUAAUUUACUGUCAGCAGUAACACGUCUUCUGAUUCUCGCUGACAUGGUUGAUGUUCAUUUACUGCUCAAGUCACUGCAUGUAGUGGAGGAUGAUUUGAAAAAACUCAAGAACGCGUCGUCGCAACAGGAGCUGCUGGAAAAUAUAAAACAGUUUGGUAGAAACGCAUCUGAGCUGAUGAACCAGGCAGCUAAGCGUCAGCAAGAAUUAAAAGAUCCUCAGCUGCGUGAUGAUUUGGCUGCUGCACGAGCUGUUUUGAAGAAACACUCAACUAUGCUGCUGACUGCUUCCAAGGUCUACGUGCGUCAUCCUGAGCUAGCAGCAGCCAAAGCCAAUCGCGAUUACGUACUGAAACAGGUCUGCGAAGCUGUCAACACUAUUAAUGAUGUGGCCCAAGGUAAAAUGCCUAUAGACAGUCAGCAUCCUUAUGAUGGACCUGGUGAACUCGCGGCUGCGCUUGAUGACUUUGAUGAACGAAUGGUCAUGUCCCCUCUUGCUUAUAACGAGGUACGCACUAGACCCAGUCUUGAGGAACGGCUUGAAAGCAUUAUUAGUGGCGCAGCUCUCAUGGCUGACUCUUCUUGCACUCGCGAUGAAAGACGCGAACGGAUUGUUGCUGAGUGCAAUGCUGUUAGACAAGCUUUGCAAGAUUUACUCAGUGAGUACAUGAAUAAUUUACAGCUAGCACGUCGACGGAAACGGAUGGGUGUCAAGGAGCAAUCAGAAGGCCUGGAGCGUGCUAUCGAUCAUAUGUGUCGCAAAACAAGGGACUUACGUCGUCAACUUCGCAAAGCUGUGGUGGAUCAUGUGUCUGACAGUUUUCUGGAGACCAACGUUCCGCUUCUGGUUUUGAUAGAAGCUGCUCGUAAUGGCAGGGACAAAGAAGUCGAAGAAUACGCUCUGGUAUUCACAGAGCACGCAAAUAAGCUCGUCGAGGUCGCGAAUUUAGUUUGCAGUAUGUCAGGCAAUGAGGACGGAGUCAAAAUGGUUCGUUACGCUGCGGCACAGAUUGAAAAUUUAUGCCCGCAAGUUAUAAAUGCCGCACGUGUGCUGGCAGCACGUCCGCGAUCAAGAGUUGCGCUAGACAAUAUGGAAGUAUUUCGUCAAGCUUGGGAGAAUCAAGUUCGCGUUCUUACAGAAGCUGUCGAUGAUAUCACGACAAUUGAUGACUUCCUCGCGGUAUCAGAAAAUCAUAUCCUUGAAGACGUUAAUAAAUGUGUCCUUGCACUACAGGAAGGUGAUGCUGAUACUCUAGAUCGAACUGCCGGUGCAAUACGCGGUCGUUCAGCCAGAGUUUGCAAUGUCGUUCAAGCAGAAAUGGACAAUUAUGAACCGUGUAUUUAUACUAAACGUGUUCUAGAAGCGGUCAAAGUUCUACGCGAGCAAGUGAUGCCGAAGUUUGCUCAGCGAGUUGAAAUUGCUGUUGAUGCGUUGAGUAGCAAUCCUGCUAAAGACGUCGAUGAGAAUGAUUUCAUUGACGCUUCAAGGCUUGUUUACGACGGUGUUAGGGAAAUUAGACGUGCUGUGUUGAUGAACCGCGCUGAUGAAGACCUAGAUCCUGAAGAUGUUGAACUAGACGAACACUACACACUGGAAACACGCAGCAAAUCUAGUGCGCAGACUGGAGAACAUGGCGUUGAUGAGUAUCCAGAGAUAAGUGGUAUCACUACCGCACGUGAAGCUAUGCGUAAAAUGCCUGAAGAAGAUAAACAAAAGAUUCUCCAGCAGGUCGAGUACUUUAGAAGUGAAAAACUUAAAUUUGAUAAGGAAGUUGCCAAGUGGGACGACGCUGGCAAUGACAUUAUUGUUCUUGCUAAGCACAUGUGCAUGAUUAUGAUGGAAAUGACAGACUUUACUCGUGGUCGCGGGCCUUUGAAAACUACCAUGGAUGUUAUUACUGCUGCUAAAAAAAUUUCUGAAGCCGGUACCAAGCUUGACAAACUCACAAGACAGAUUGCUGACCAGUGUCCCGAAAGUUCGACCAAAAAAGAUUUGCUGGCGUACUUGCAGAGAAUCGCGCUUUAUUGUCAUCAAAUGAAUAUUACUAGCAAAGUUAAAGCUGAUGUUCAGAAUAUCAGUGGCGAGCUGAUAGUGUCGGGCUUGGACAGCGCUACGUCACUUAUACAAGCCGCUAAGAAUUUGAUGAAUGCUGUUGUUCUUACGGUCAAGGCUUCUUACGUCGCUUCUACCAAAUAUCCUAGACAAUCAAACGUUACUUCACCAAUAGUAGUUUGGAAAAUGAAAGCACCGGAGAAAAAACCACUUGUGCGUCCAGAACGGCCUGAAGAAGUUCGCGCUAAAGUACGAAAAGGUUCACAGAAAAAAGUACAGAAUCCAAUUCACGCAUUAUCUGAAUUCCAAAGUCCAACGGAUACUGUAUAAAAUAAUUAACAACAAUAAUAAUAAAAAUAAAAAAAAUAAUAAUAAUAUAUUAUUAAAUGAAUUAUUAGAAAAUAUUAAAAAUUAUACUCAGUAAUCUAAAUUACUGAAAGUCUUAACUGUAAAAGUCUUUAAAUUAUGUUUCAUCGAGACUUGAUUUCUUUUUUUAUGUCUCGAAGAUUCAUUAAAAUCUUUACACUUUUAUAAUAAUUUACAUGGUUGUAUCGAGAGAUUUUACUCUUUAUUUUAGUACAUACACCAAUGAUCAAUUAUUUUUAAUUAUUUAUCUACUGAUAGUUAGUAACUUAUCUGCGGAUAUUUAUAAAUUUUUUGCGACAGAAAUAUUAAAUUUUUUUUUUUUUACUAGACCUGUCACGCCAAUCGGAAAAUUUCAGGAAAAUUUUUUAUUCACUUAAGUAAAAUUUACAUUGAAAAAUGAAUAAAAUAAAUCAACCAUAAAUUUGAUAAAAAGAAUUCUUUGGUGCAGUUCAUAAAGUAUGUCACGCAAAAUUUUAUUUGCGCCACAAAUGAUAGACCACCUCCCCUCCCUGAUUAUGACAGAAAUAUUCAUAUAUUCACAAAUAUGUAACGAAUGACUUUCUAUUGUAAGAAGAAAUAAAAUUUGAAAAAACCGCGGGAAAAAUUUGCAAAAUUUUUUGAUGAACUACGAACGUCGUGACGUAGUAUUCACGUUUCCUUAGACCCCCCGACCCCCCUUGUCACAUCGUAACACUAAGUGACACCUCCUCCUCCCCUAUAAGUGCGAACGUAUUUUAUGAACAGCUCUUAUAGAAAAAUAUCUUUUACUCACAAGCAAUAAAAACACAAACAUUCUGUACUGUAACACCAAAUAAUCUAAAAUUUUUAUUUAAAUAAAAGUGACAGUUCUAAAUAAACUGAAAGCUCAAUAAUAAAAAUAACUUUAAUUAAAUAUUUGAAUCAGAAAUGAAAUCACGAGACUGUUAAAGUAUUCAAAAAAAAAAAAAAAAAUGUACACGUACAUUAAACUUUUCUAUAAACUUUUUUUUUUAUAAAACUAAAUUUAAGUUUUUUAAACUAAUAAAUUUAUUCAUUAAUUAGAAAAUAAUUAUUAAAGUAUUAAUGUCGUAUUAAAAUAGAAAAUUAAAAAAAAAAAGUAAUUAAUAAACUAAAGCAAUCAAAGGCCUCAUUGGUUUGUACGAAUUUUCUACCAGUUUUAUACAAUAAUACUUGAUGGAACUAAAGAUAAACGUCAACAUAUCACUCUGUUUUUCUUUCGUCUAUUGAGUAAUUGCGACAAGACCAAACCUGAAUACUGGUACAAUACUAAUCAUUUUGUGCGCAUACCCAUGUGUUUUAUUUAGUUUAUUAAUCUAAAAAUAAUGAUAAUUCCACAGUACUUUAAGUUAUUACUUAUAAAACUAUUACCUAUUGCCAAUCAUUAACUUCCAUGAUUAAUAUUGUUUAAGUUCUUAUAAAAUAUAACUAUUCAGCACUUUUAACACACUCGUAUCUGAUACAAUAAUUAAUAUAAAUACGUAAUAAGUAUAAGUUUAAAGUAACACUAAUUAUUAAUUAUUUAUGAGUAUUAUAUAUAUUUUUUUUUAAUCAACAAAAAAUUAAGAAUUUAAAUUAGAGUUCCAAUUUAAUUGUAUAAUUUGUGGUAAAAUAUGUUUUUUUUAUUUUCAAUUCCA
Molecule: messenger RNA, 4677 nt
Organism: Microplitis demolitor
Lineage: Eukaryota; Metazoa; Arthropoda; Insecta; Hymenoptera; Braconidae
Gene: alpha-Cat
Product: catenin alpha
Exons: 5
Coding region: 254-3007 (917 amino acids)
Biological process (GO): cell-cell adhesion; cell migration
Cellular component (GO): adherens junction; catenin complex; actin cytoskeleton
Molecular function (GO): cadherin binding; actin filament binding; beta-catenin binding
Source: RefSeq, a predicted model, not a curated record